This is a messenger RNA of Phacochoerus africanus (Common warthog), 2415 nucleotides long. RefSeq names its product keratin-associated protein 10-3-like. The record is from RefSeq and is a predicted model, not a curated record. NCBI's taxonomy places the organism in Eukaryota, Metazoa, Chordata, Mammalia, Artiodactyla, Suidae. The transcript has a single exon. The coding region runs from base 967 to 1548 and encodes 193 amino acids. Gene Ontology annotation, cellular component: keratin filament.
AGGCCACUAUAUUCUGGCAGGUGGCUGUGGACAAGGCUCCAUGGACAAUCAGGUCUGCUACUGAACGUUUUUGUGGUGGACUCUAGGAGCUGAAAACAGGGUCAGGUCCCAGCGACCACAUCCUGAGGAACUUCUGCCUGUGCAGGGGGCUUCUGGAGGGAGGAGGCCUUAUUCUAAUUUGCACACAGGAGCUAUAGGAACCUCUGAUGUCUGAGCUGGGAGGAGAGGGGCAGGUGUGAGCAUUAAGACACUAUCUGGGGAGGCUCCAUAAGGUUUCAACCCCAAAGCAGCAAAAGGCAUUUGUUCCACAGUCGUUCUCACUGCACAGCCUGCAUCUGCAUCCCUGACCCUCUGUGAGCCAAUCUCUGCCCUGAGAGGACACUUUUCCUCACAUCUGCCCCAGAACUCACUCUCCAAGAACACAGGCCCCCUCAACUCCCCCGACAACCAGCAGCAUCAAAUCGCAAAGAGCAUAAGCUGCCCUGUGGCCAGACCGGUGGGACAUGGCUGGACCUGUCCACAUCGGAAUACAGCUCCCUCCCUCUCAACGCCCAGACCCUGGGAUUGUCCCUCCUUGUCCCUUCCUUUGGAGAAGUUCUGUUUAUAAGGACAACCCCUCCCCACCCCCCGCAGGCAGAAGCCUGUCCCUGUCAGAGUUCCCCGACGGCUACUGUCCCUACAAACGCAUUGGAAUGAUUUCUAUUGUCUUUCCUCUGGAGCGAAGGAAGGCAGGAGAGCCCCACCUCCACUCAGGGGCCUCACCAGCCAGAGGCAUUUACAGAGAGUGACCUGUGCUGCCAAACAAAGCACAUCACUAAACCAAAACAAGGAAGGAAAGCUUCACCAAGCUUCUGCCACGACAAUACACAGCACAGAGGGGUAUAAAGCUGGACAGCCCUGAGCAUCUCACACACACUCAGACACUCACAUUCGCUCACACACCUUCCCAGCCACACCGCCCCCACCAUGGUCGCCUCCACUCUGUCUGGCUGCCUGCCUGGUCCCUGUCACCCCUGCACCGGCUCCUCCUGGCAGUGGGACGACUGUCCAGAGAGCUGCUGCGAGCCCCCCUGCUGCGCCCCCAGCGGCUGCACCCCCGCGCCCCGCCUGGCCCUUGUCUGCACCCCAGCGAGCUGUGAGCCCAGCCCCUGCCUGUCAGGCUGCACCAGUUCCUGCACCUCCUCCCCCUGCCAGCACGCCUGCUGUGUGCCCGUCUGCUGCAGGCCCGUCUGCUGCAGGCCCGUCUGUUGCACUCCUGUCUGUUGUACGCCCGUGUGCUGCGAGGCCUCCCCCUGCUCGGCCGCCUCGUGCUGCCAGCCCAGCCCCUGCCCCUCGUCCUGCUGCAGACCCUCGUCCUCCGUGUCUCUCCUCUGCCGGCCCGUGUGCCGCCCCGCCUGCUGGGUGCCCGUCUCCUGCUGCGGGGCCCCCGCCUCCUGCUGCCAGCCCAGCUGCCGCCGCCCGGCCUCCUGCGUGUCCCUGCUCUGCCGCCCCGCGUGCUCCCGCCCCGCCUGCUGCGUGCCCGCCUCGGCCUGCGAGUCCUGCUGCUGACCGGGCCGGUCCCCAGCUCCUCCCGGGGCAACUGUGACUUCCGUCUGACACCUCUGGAGCCUGCAGCCCAGCUGGCCCCCUGGGCUGGCUCCGAGUUUCCUCCAGGCCCUAGGUCUCCCCAGGCGUCUUCUCCAUCCUUGGGUCAUGGGGUUUGUUCUGCCCUACGUGAGGGACCUGUUUGUUAAGAAAUAAAGUCACUGUCAGGCCCUCUCCAAGGACUUGAGUGUGUGUUUCUGCGCAAACCCUGGGGAAGAGCCUGGUCUGGCGUGUGAGCCACAUCCAGGGCAUAGAGCACCUGGCAGGGCCAGCUGGGCCCUCCCCUCUGCUUGGGCCUCCUGUGCUAGCACUCCCUGGCAGCGUCCAGCCCAGAGAGACCUGCUUACCGGGGGGGACCCCUGUGCGGAGCAAAGGGUGGGGGAGUGUUUCCAGGUCCUGGACCUUCACACUGGGGACUUGGGGCUUUGCUAGGAACAAAGGAGACCCGGCUUAAUAAAGCAUCUGCCUUGGAGUUCCCUUGUGGCUCAGUACGUUGAGGAUCUGGUAUUGUCACUGUAGCAGCUUGGGUUGCUGCUGUGGCACGGGUUCUGUCCCUGGCCUGGGAACUUCCACAUGACUUGGGCAUAGCCAAAAAAAUAAAAAUAAUAAUUAAAAAAUUAAAACACCUGCCUUAAAGGCAUAAAGACCACUUCAGAAACAGCUUCAGGCAGGCUGGGGCCAGCCACUCUCCAGCUACCUGGCCACAAGGGUGGGGGCUUCCCCCUUGUGAAGAGGCUGUGUAGGGGGGUAUGAGAGCCACGCACAGUGGUGAUGGGAGCCUUGUCAGAGCUCUCCAGAGAAAUGACCAGUAAGAUGUGUGUGAAUACAUGC